GUUUAAUGGAUGACUGUGCUGUGCCUGUGUGAAUAUCAAAACUUGACCUAGUCCAAACUCAAAGGUUAGGCUUGUUAAGGCCACAAAGUAAACUUAGUCAUUUACAGGGGUCAUAAUAACUAACUCCCCUGCAGAGAGGUGCUCACAGGAGCUGGCAGGCAGGCUCUGCCCUGUUGCGGCGGACUUGCAUGACCACCUUGUGACCUGUUGUAACCGAGUCGUGUUCAUUUCCACUGCUCAUUAUAGUUGCUCAAGCAGCAACUGUAAGUCUCGGUGGGACCACAACCACAGGCCUCACCAGACCAGCCACAUGAUGUCUCUGUGAAGUCUGGUACCUACAUUCCAACACAGAAGCCGAGGCUUGGGCAGCAAGAACGUCAUGCUGCCCUGGGCCCAUGUCCUAAGGACCACAUCCUAGUGCUGCUCCUGGGAUGUUCAUCAGAGACUCCCUGAAGCUUGACCGAAGUCCCAGGCUGGGCUGGAGGGAGUUAGCAUUUCUCACCUUCAUCAUCUGCUCCUACUCCUGAAGCCCAACUCUUCUCCAAAAACUCCUUCAUUCCAUAAAUAAUCUUGAUUUGAGUCCCUAGAAGGUCCCAGGUAUAGUAUACCAGUAUAAUGAAACAAACAUUUAUUCAUCCCCCAUCCUUUUUUUUUUUUUUUUUUUUGAGAUGGAGUCUUGCUCUGUUGCCCAGGAUGGAGUGCAAUGGCACGAUCCUGGCUCACUGCAGCCUCCACCUCCCAGGUUCAAGUGAUUCUCCUGCCUCAGCCUCCUGAGUAGCUGGGAUUAUAGGUGCCUGCCAGCACGCCCAGCUAAUUUAUGUAUUUUUAGUAGAGAUGGAAUUUCACCAUGUUGGUCAGGCUGUUCUCAAAUUCCUCACCUCAAGGGAUCCACCCACCUCGGCCUCCCAAAGUGCUGGGAUUACAGGCAUGAGACACCACGCCCAGCCUCCCUAGUUAACUACAAUAUGCUUCAGAGGAGAAGUAUAGGAGCUAAGAGGAUGUGUGACAGGGAGUUCUGACCUAGGCUUGGUUUGGGGAAGAUUUCCCUGAGAAAGUGACCUUUAAGCAGAGAAGUGAAAGAAAAGGGGAGUUUGGGAAUUCUGCAGGGAUGAGCAUUCUGGGGUAUGGCAGUGCCGUGUGUAGGCAGGAGGAAACAGCACAUGUGGGGACCUAAAGAGGCCAGAGAGACUGGGACAGAGACAGCCAGAAGCAGAGUAGUUCCUUCUGGCUGCUGAGGCAGAUGGGGUUGGCUUGCACCGACCUUUAGUCUAUGUUAUGGCUCAUGCCACCUAGUUAAAUCGCUGUUUACUGACAGGCUUCAAGUGCUACCAUAAGGCCACUGACCUUGCUUACCCCGCCACAGCAGCAGCCUCCCCUGCAGACCCUGCACUGUCUCAUGUGGAAUAACCAUCCCCUCUAAAACCAUCUCCAGCAUCCCUCUGAUUCCUGUGCACCUGCUCCUUGACCUCUAAGCCCAUGGAGCUAACAUUUUUUCAAGAGAAUCAGAACCCUCGGGGUGCCAUGGUAAAUAUCCAGAGUCUGGCUCCUCUACCAUUCCAGAUUCUAAGUUGGAAGUUCCCAAGAAGAAUCCAAAAAUCUGGAUUUUUAAUUAGUACACUCUUUGAGAAACUGCUCUAUUUUUUAAAUUAUUUAUUAUUAUUAUUAUUUGAGAUGGAAUCUUGUUUUGUCACCUAGGCUGGAGUAAAAUGGCAUGAUCUCAGCUCACUGCACCACCUCCCGGGUUCAAGCCAUUCUCCUGCCUCAGCCUCCUGAGGGAUUACAGUAAAGACAGGUUUUCGCCAUAUUGGCCAUACCACUUCCGCUUGCGCUCCGUGCUGGUGCAAAGGAGCCUUCCAGGCGCCGGUUACAACAACACUUUCCCCUACUCCUGAGGCGGCUUCUCCGACAUGGACUUCAUGGUAGAUGAGAGUGGGCUCUGGGCCGUGUACACCACCAACCAAAAUGCGGGCAACAUCGUGGUCAGCCGGCUGGACCCGCACACCCUCGAGGUCAUGCGGUCCUGGGACACUGGCUACCCCAAGCACAGUGCUGGCGAGGCCUUCAUGAUCUGCGGUGUGCUCUACGUGACCAACUCCCACCUGGCCGGGGCCAAGAGCUACUUCGCCUAUUUCACGGAUACAUCCAGUUACGAGUACACGGAUGUGCCCUUCCACAACCAGUAUUCCCACAUCUCAAUCCUGGAUUACGAUCCCCGGGAGCGCACCCUCUAUACCUGGAACAACGGCCACCAGGUGCUCUACAAUGUCACCCUGUCCCACGUCAUCAGCACCUCUGGGGACCCCUGAGCCACUGCCAUGGCUCAGGCUGCUGCCUGGGGGGCCUCUGGGGGCGGUGGGGUGGGCCUUUCAUUCCGCCUGUAUCCCUCAAGGGUGAUCUCUCUCUGUCACACCAUCUCUCCCCCACUUUUUGCCGGGCUUUUGUUCUCUGCCUGUGUAUUUCCAUUUUCUCAAUAUCCACUCUUCUCCUUUAUUGAUCUCUGCUUUUAAAACAUCACUUCUUUCUUUCCGCCUUUUUGUGGAUGUCUUUCUUUUUAUGGCUCUGGUUCUCCAGUUCUCUUUCCCUGACUCUGCCUCUCUCACUCUGUCCUUCCAUCCCUCCCUCCUUGCUUCCCACCCAUUCCUCAUCCCUCACUCCACACCCCCACCCCCAGGAUUUGAGUGCAUGGAUAUGUCUCUUUUUUUAUUUACACUUUUUCUUUCCGGUUUGCCAGAAUAAACAGGACCUUUGACAGUAAAAACAAACAAACAAAAAAACUCAAACUCCUGACCUCGAGACUAAACUGCUGGGAUUACAGGUGUGAGCCACUGCACCCAGCCCACUUUAAAAAACAAAAAAACCAGCUUCUUCAGUUUUUUAUCACAAAGCUCUUGGCCCUUCUGUUUUCUCACUACUUGACACUUCCUUUUCUUUCCACCCUGUACUUCAGGGUCAUCACACCAACCCCUAUCUCAUCAGCACACUCCACCUCGCCUUUCACAAUCCUUUUCUCAAACCACACCCUGGAUCCAUCCAACCAUCUCCCGUCCCUUCUCUACUCUGAACACACGGGUUGAUGCU
Messenger RNA from Callithrix jacchus (white-tufted-ear marmoset), 3078 nucleotides. The record is from RefSeq and is a predicted model, not a curated record. Lineage: Eukaryota; Metazoa; Chordata; Mammalia; Primates; Cebidae.